AUGGCAGACCUCGAAAAGACGGCGUCGGUCCCGGCGCUCGCAGUCGAAAACGACGCAGAAAUCGGCCGCAUUGCGACCAACCCGCCGCCGAAGGGCAGCCAUUCGGGCCUCAAGCACGCAGACACGAACAAUGCCGACGCGGCCCUCCUCUUCUCCCAGGCACACGCCGCCGACGCGGUCGUGAUGACGCCGGAACAGGAACGCCGUCUGCUGCGCAAGAUUGACUGGAACUUGAUGCCGCUGCUGUGUAUAGUCUACGGCCUCAACUUCCUCGACAAGACAACCGUGUCGUACGCUUCGGUGAUGGGGUUCAAGGACGACGUUCAUCUCAUCAACCAGGAUUACUCCUGGGUGGCCAGCAUGUUCUACUUUGGCUACCUCGCCUGGGAGUGGCCAACAAACUACCUCCUGCAGCGGCUGCCGCUGGCCAAGUGGUCGGCUGCCAACGUCAUCGCGUGGGGCAUCGUGUUGUGCUGCAUGGCCGCCGUCAACAGCUUUGCGAGUGCCAUGGCCGUGCGGUUCCUGUUGGGCGUGUUUGAGGCGGCCGUCAGCCCCGGGUUUGCACUCUUCACGUCGCAGUGGUACACAGUGAACGAGCAGGGCUCCCGCGUCGGCAUCUGGUUCUCCUUCAACGGCGUUGGGCAGAUUGUCGGCGGUUUCGUCGCGUACGGCAUUGCCGUCGGCACGAAAAGUCAUCCUCUGGCGGGCGGCAACUUGCACUCGUGGCAGCUGCUGUUCUUGGUCAUUGGUCUUUUCACGGCCGCGAUCGGCAUUGUCUUUCUUUGGAUCAUGCCCGACAACCAAAUGAAUGCGCGGUUCCUGACCGAGGAGGAGCGCAUGCAGGCGAUUGAGCGCAUCCGGGUCAACCAGCAGGGCGUCGGCAACAAAAACUUCAAGUUGUACCAGCUCAAGGAGGCGCUGACGGACCCGGUGGUGUGGGCGCUCGUGUUUUAUGGUCUGGUGGCCGACAUCCCCAACGGCGGCAUCACCAACUUCUUUUCGCAGCUCGUUGUGUCGUUUGGCUUUACAAACGAGCAGUCCCUGCUGCUGAGCGCCCCCGCCGGCCUGAUCGAGGCGGCUGCACCGGCUGGCUGUGGCAUUCUGGGCGACCGCCUUCGGAACCGGCUGCUGGUCAGCAUUGCGGGUGUGGCGGCGUCGUUUAUCGGCAUGCUGCUGGUGGCGGUGCUCAACAACUCGCCGGGGCAGCGCAUCGGCCGCCUGAUCGGAUGCCUUUUGAUGCAGAUGAGCCCGACGUCGUUUGUGGCGCUGUUGUCCCUGAUUGCGACCAACAUUGCGGGCUGGACAAAGAAGACGACGGUGGCGGCCAUGUACCUGAUUGCGUACUGCGUGGGCAACAUUAUCGGUCCGCAGGUGUUCCGGGCCAAGGACGCGCCCGACUAUCGGCCGGCAGAGAUUACGAUCCUGGUGUGCUACGCGCUGUGUAUUGUGGACGUCUUGUUUAUCUACUUUUGGUGGCGGCGGCAGAACGCGCUCAAGGUGCAGGCGCGAGCCGCGCCGGGUUACCGCAAGGUGAUGGGGCAGGAGUUUUACGACCUGACCGACCGUGAGAACCCAGAGUUCAACUAUGCUCUGUAG
This is a messenger RNA of Sporothrix brasiliensis 5110, 1596 nucleotides long. Its product is annotated as MFS allantoate transporter. Lineage: Eukaryota; Fungi; Ascomycota; Sordariomycetes; Ophiostomatales; Ophiostomataceae. Gene Ontology annotation, cellular component: plasma membrane. Gene Ontology annotation, biological process: tripeptide transport; transmembrane transport; allantoate transport. Gene Ontology annotation, molecular function: allantoate transmembrane transporter activity; dipeptide transmembrane transporter activity. The coding region runs from base 1 to 1596 and encodes 531 amino acids. The record is from RefSeq and is a predicted model, not a curated record. The transcript has 2 exons.